CAAGGCAAUUCCAGAAUUUGCUCAAGGUUUGCUGGCUAAGCACAUGAGUUUUCCAUUUGCGUUUGACAAGUUUUAGGUAAGUGGUACUACUAUAUUAACCACUUGUAUUGUACCCCCUCGAAAAUUGAAGUUUGGUUUUCACAAAUUUAAUCAAACCCAUACUCAAUUUAAUUCCUCCCUUACUUUUGCUGCAAGAAGCUAAGCCAUACCUUCAUUAGCAAAGCUUCUAUACCUUUGCUUUAGCGCGUGCAUAAACAAAAUGCAAGGUCGUCGAUCUAGCUAGGGUGCGCACAACUGAGAACAAAUCCGCUGCCAUGGAAAAAUCUCCACAAGCUAGUGAAAGACACCAUAGUACACUACAUUCCUCUAAUAUUCCUCCCUUAAUACCAAAAUCAUACAACCCUAAAACCAAGCACAACAAUUUAUCUUUCAACUACUCACCAAAACACUCCAUCAUCAUCUUACUCAUUUGUUUAACCAUCUUUCUUCUCUUCCAAAUCCCAUCCCUUGAAUAUCCACCGGAAAUUAAGUCAUCCAUCGUGAAAAAGGACGACGAAUCAACAACAACGGCUGAGGAGAAGCUUCGACAUGCGGUCACAUUCCUCCCAUUGAAGGACCUAAGGUACUCGAGCACGGCCCUACAAGGUCACACAUGGUUCAUGAGCUCCAUGUAUGACACACAUGACGAAGGGGAUGUACAAUACCAAAAGUUCCCUUCAAAUGAGUCUAAGGGUAGGGUCCUAUGCAUUAAGGGACAUGAUACACAUGAUGGGUCAUGGAAUUAUUAUGCACUUGCAUGGCCUAAUGCGUUACCCCAUAACGCUACCCUCAUGAAAGGCGUUACAUUUGUGUCGUAUAAUCAUUAUAAUUAUGAUAAUAUAUGGCAUGGUUUGUCCGCUGUUUUUCCGUUUGUCGCAUGGCAUAUGAAGAAUGGGUGCAAGUUACCGUCUAGGUGGGUGUUGUACCAUUGGGGUGAGCUCAGGGCUAAAAUGAGUCUUUGGCUAAGUUUAGUGUUGCAAGCCACUUUUGAUGCUCCUGUCAAUAUUGAACUGUUCGAAGGGAUCGAAGAUGAGAACCCAGUAUGUUUCGAAGAGGCAGUGGUUAUGAGGCAUAACGAGGGAGGAAUGUCAAGGCAAAGAAGGAUGGAAACAUAUGAUCUAAUAAGGUGUAAAGCUAGAAUGUUUUGUAACGUAAGUGUCGAUCGUAAGGCAGAUGAAAUCGGAAUGACUCUGUUGAUGAGGACUGGGGCUAGAUCUUUCAAAAAUGAUGCAGCUGUUAUUGACAUUUUUAAAACUGAAUGUGAUAACUUUAAAAACUGCGACUUAUUCGUAGCUUAUUCUAAUAAUCUCACCUUUUGCGAACAGGUUGAAUUGAUGAGCGCAACAGAUAUUUUGGUAUCACCUCAUGGCGCCCAAUUAACCAACAUGUUCCUAAUGGACAGGAAUAGUAGUAUUAUGGAGUUUUUUCCAAAGGGUUGGCUAAAGUUAGCUGGAGUUGGCCAAUAUGUCUACCAAUGGAUUGCAAGUUGGUCUGGUAUGAAACAUCAAGGUGCUUAUCGUGACCCUAAUGGUGAACCAUGUCCCUAUCCCGAGGACGACCGCCGGUGUAUGUCCAUCUUUAAAGGUGGUAAAAUUGGACAUAAUGAUACUUAUUUUAGAGAAUGGGCUAGAAAUGUGUUGAAUGAGGUGCAAACUAGCAAGAUUGAAGUAGCCACCACUAAUAAGGGUCCUACUACAUCGGGUUGUGCUUGUACUUUGUGAUAUCAGACAUGCAUCCUUGUGAGAGUUACUAGCGCGCAACUCCAAUAACUUUGAUAGAAUUGGUAUAUCCUCUGUUUAGACCACGAGCUACAAAUAUUAUCUUUAUACCAAUGAGAUGAUCAUGUGGUGUUAUAUAUGUAGGAUGUACGGUUCUGUAUCAAGUUCAAAAAAAUCAAAGAUUUUUUAGAGCAUGUGUAAAAUAGUUGAAACUUCAAAGUCAUUUAUUUACUCAUAUUUUAUCCUUAGUUUGUCCAUGAAUCUAUCUGA
Messenger RNA from Spinacia oleracea (spinach), 2027 nucleotides. RefSeq lists its product as uncharacterized. The coding region runs from base 315 to 1760 and encodes 481 amino acids. NCBI's taxonomy places the organism in Eukaryota, Viridiplantae, Streptophyta, Magnoliopsida, Caryophyllales, Amaranthaceae. The record is from RefSeq and is a predicted model, not a curated record. The transcript has 3 exons. Gene Ontology annotation, molecular function: glycosyltransferase activity.